Messenger RNA from Merops nubicus (carmine bee-eater), 1397 nucleotides. It is a transcript of the gene INTS13, whose product is annotated as asunder spermatogenesis regulator. Gene Ontology annotation, biological process: centrosome localization; regulation of mitotic cell cycle. NCBI's taxonomy places the organism in Eukaryota, Metazoa, Chordata, Aves, Coraciiformes, Meropidae. The annotation marks the transcript as partial. Gene Ontology annotation, cellular component: integrator complex. The transcript has 9 exons. The record is from RefSeq and is a predicted model, not a curated record.
GUGAUAAUCAUGUAGGUGGCAACAGCAAAGAAGGCACUUUUAAAGAAACUGUAACAUUAAAGUGGUGUACUCCUCGAACAAAUAGUGUGGAAUUGCACUAUUGCACUGGAGCAUACAGAAUUUCACCAGUAGAUGUAAAUAGCAGACCUUCUUCAUGCCUUACUAACUUUCUCCUUAACGGUCGCUCGGUUUUGUUGGAACAGCCGCGCAAGUCCGGCUCUAAAGUAAUUAGUCACAUGCUCAGCAGCCAUGGAGGAGAAAUUUUUCUGCACGUGUUAAGCAGCUCACGGUCCAUUCUAGAAGAUCCUCCAUCCAUUAGUGAGGGGUGUGGUGGAAGGGUCACUGACUACCGGAUUACAGAUUUUGGUGAAUUUAUGAGGGAAAACAGAUUAACUCCUUUUCUAGAACCCAGAUAUAAGAUGGAUGGAAGUCUUGAAAUUCCACUGGAACGUGCAAAAGAUCAGUUAGAGAAACAUACUCGUUACUGGCCUAUGAUUAUUUCUCAGACUACUAUAUUCAACAUGCAAGCUGUAGUGCCAUUAGCCAGUGUGAUUGUAAAAGAAGCAAUGACUGAUGAGGAUGUUCUGAAUUGUCAAAAAACGAUAUACAAUUUGGUAGACAUGGAGAGGAAAAAUGAUCCACUGCCAAUUUCAACAGUUGGUACAAGAGGAAAGGGUCCAAAAAGGGAUGAACAGUACCGGAUUAUGUGGAAUGAAUUGGAGACCCUUGUACGAGCACACAUAAACAACUCUGAUAAACACCAGCGAGUCUUGGAAUGUUUGAUGGCUUGCAGAAGCAAACCCCCAGAAGAAGAGGAGCGCAAGAAACGAGGCAGAAAGAGAGAAGACAAAGAAGACAAGUCAGAGAAACUGGGCAAAGACUAUGAAUCAGAUAAGCCAUGGCAAGAAUCAGAAAGGUUAAAAGGUCUUUUGGAUCGUGAAAAAGAAGAACUAGCAGAAGCUGAAGUUAUCAAAGAUUCUCCUGAUUCUCCUGAGCCACCCAACAAAAAGCCUCUUAUUACAAUGGAUGAAAUACCCACAGUUGAAAAGGCAAAAGGGCCAAUGUCUUUGCUAUCUUUAUGGAGCAACAGGAUUAAUACUGCCAACUCCAGGAAACACCAGGAAUUUAUUGGUCGUUUGAACUCAGUCAACAAUAAAGCUGAGCUGUAUCAACAUCUGAAAGAAGAAAAUGGAAUGGAAACGACGGAAAAUGGAAAAGCAGGCCGGCAGUGAUGAUUGAUUUUGUUUCUUUGGACAGAACUUGGCCACAUUGCAAAAAUAGAUAAUGCUGGAAUUGAUAUUGGUACCAUUUCAGUACAGUUGUAUAGAUCUGUUUUGAUUGGUUUUUACAUUUUUCUAUUAUUUUUGCUACGAAAUAUGAAAUCUGCAUAUUGCAUU